CACCAUGGCUCUUUGGAUCCGUUCCCUACCUCUCCUGCUGCUGCUGGCUGUUUCAGCUCCUACAGUUAGCCAAGCUGCUCCCAAUCAACGUCUGUGUGGCUCUCAUCUGGUGGAAGCCCUUUUCCUUAUAUGUGGAGAGCGGGGCUUCUACUAUUCCCCCAGGACACGAAGGAACAUAGAACAACCACUAGUGAAUGGUCCUUUAUCGAAUGAGGUGGAAGUACCACUCCAAGAAAUUCAGAAAAUGAAAAGAGGAAUUGUGGAGCAAUGCUGUGAAAAUACCUGCUCUCUCUAUGAACUAGAGAACUAUUGUAACUAGAAGAAAAGA
This is a messenger RNA of Pantherophis guttatus, 328 nucleotides long. It is a transcript of the gene INS, whose product is annotated as insulin. Gene Ontology annotation, cellular component: extracellular region. NCBI's taxonomy places the organism in Eukaryota, Metazoa, Chordata, Lepidosauria, Squamata, Colubridae. Gene Ontology annotation, molecular function: hormone activity. The record is from RefSeq and is a predicted model, not a curated record.